Molecule: messenger RNA, 234 nt
Organism: Protopolystoma xenopodis
Lineage: Eukaryota; Metazoa; Platyhelminthes; Monogenea; Polystomatidea; Polystomatidae
Source: the annotation of a GenBank genome assembly
AUGAAGUACCAGUUGCUUAGGCCAAGACGCACGAGUGCAGCUCUUAUGUUUUCCGCUCUUCCUUUUCUUGUCCUUCCCAUUCUCGCCCUCCUCUACACCUCGUCCUUCGUCUUUUCCCUUCUCUGUCUUGCCACUUGGUCUCUGUCUGAACGGGCAUUCGGCCAGUGCCCGCGAUCGCAGAUGUGUCUGCGUACUGACGUGCCGGCUGCUUCACCUCCAGACGACUAUGACUAA